AUGCUUUCUUCACGAUCAUCAACCCCAGAUUUCCCUAAUGGCCACGACACAACAAAUACUAGUACUACAUCGAGUCCCCCUCCCGACUCGAACAUCGACCAUGCCCAUUCAAUCGCCUACUGGAGCGACGUCCCCGCGACGGUAGACGGCAUGCUCGGCGGAUUCCCACAAGUAUCACGCAUAGACCUACAAGGGUCCAAGUCAUUUCUCACCAGAACGAAACGCCUUCUUUCGAUCCCCUCGGACAAGAACCUCAAGCUUCCUCGCGGGGUAGACUGCGGCGCGGGCAUCGGGCGCGUCACGGAUGGGUUUCUAUGCGAGGUCUGCGAUGUCGUGGAUGCCGUUGAGCCGGUGGAGAAGUUUUCGCGUGUGCUGCGGAAAGAUCGAGGUGGAGAAGGUGCGGUGAAAGGGGAGGUGUAUACGACUGGGUUGGAGAGUUGGUGUCCGGAGCACGAUUAUGAUCUUGUCUGGGUGCAGUGGUGUGCGGGACACUUGACGGAUGAGCAGCUGUUGAAAUUUAUAGAGCGAUGUCGGAGGAGUCUGUCGACAAAUGGGGUUAUGAUUGUGAAGGAGAAUACGACGACGGAGGUUCAGGAGGGGGAUGUCUAUGAUGAGGAGGAUAGUAGUGUGACGAGGUCGCAUGAGAAAUUUUUGGAGUUGUUUGAGGAGGCGAACAUGCGGGUCGUGUCGACGGAGCUGCAGUUGGGGUUUCCCAGACGGUUGGGCUUGUUGCCUGUGAGGUUUUAUGCUCUGAGGCCGGUCGAUUGA
Molecule: messenger RNA, 768 nt
Organism: Aspergillus affinis
Lineage: Eukaryota; Fungi; Ascomycota; Eurotiomycetes; Eurotiales; Aspergillaceae
Exons: 1
Coding region: 1-768 (255 amino acids)
Biological process (GO): N-terminal protein amino acid methylation
Cellular component (GO): cytoplasm
Molecular function (GO): N-terminal protein N-methyltransferase activity
Source: RefSeq, a predicted model, not a curated record